AUGGUUUGGGCUGUGAGAGGAUCAGGAAGCAGAGGAGGAGAAGACGGCGAAGACAGAAUCUCCCAACUUCCUGAGGAAAUCAUUCACGCCAUCCUCAAUCGCCUGGAAUCUCCCGAGAAAGCUGCCGGAACCAGCGUGCUGUCGAGAAGAUGGCUCCAACUGUGGCGACGCUACCCUUUCUUCGAGUCCCCGCUCUCAAAAUCAAACACCAAGUUCCGCAGCUUCGUCGCCUCCAGUUCCAGGAAGCUGCUGUUUUCGUCGUCCUCGAAUGAUCACAGUUGGUGUGCAGCAAUUCAGGAUUUCAGAAUCUCGGUUCAGGAUGAUGGAUUUGAGAAGGAGGAUCUCGACCGAUUGCUCUCGUUAAUCGCAGAUCACGCCGAUCGAUUAUUAUUAUCAUUAUUAUCUCCAGUUAAGUUCGUGCUCCGUGUCGACCCAAGGAGAACUCGUCCCUCCUAUAGUUUGCUGCGGGUUCCGAAUUGGAGCCGCACAAAAUCCAUCACCCUCGCUGGCUGCGAUCUCAGUAAUAAUCGCAGUAAUAAUGGUUUGGCUUCUCUGCCCAACCUUGAGAGCCUCCGCCUGGAAGUUGUCGAUCUCAGCGAACGACUUCUCCAUUGUUUUCUGGACAACGCUCCUCGCCUCGUGGAGUUGGAAUUGUGGGGAGUUUAUGGGAUUGACAGGCUGGAGGUUGUCUCUUCUCCUCGGCUCCGAUCGCUGCGAUUGAGUUGCAUCUACAGAAGCAAAAACCGCUGCCAGAGAAUGCGCUCGCUGAGGAUUUCGUCUCCAGAGCUCGAGACGUUGUUGAUGUCGUCGGGGUUGGAGGAGCUUGAGAUUGACGCUCCUGAUCUCGUCAGUCUCUCCUGGACUGUUUUGCCUGAUGACCCCGUCACCAAGGUUAAUCUCGUCAAUUUGGCAUCUACUUGCCGGUCCGAAAUUCGCGUGUGUUCGCCGGCCAUCACCUUUUCGCCACGGUGGUUGACGGCGUCCUUCUCCUCCGCAUUCAGUCAAUUCCACCGUCUGGACUUGGUUCUCGGCUUCCCUAUUUACUUAGCACGACGAGAACAGGUAACGUAUUUAUUAACUCCAAUCUUCAAUCCCAAAAACUACCUAUCUGUCUCUCCCUUUAUCCAAUAA
Linum tenue is the source of this 1131-nucleotide messenger RNA. NCBI's taxonomy places the organism in Eukaryota, Viridiplantae, Streptophyta, Magnoliopsida, Malpighiales, Linaceae. The record is from the annotation of a GenBank genome assembly.